AUGACUGAACGAGAUUACGCUCCAUUAAGUUCGGCAUGUGUACGCGGCCUCUGCGACAAGUUCUAUGAUAAAAGAAAGUUUGCUGGUGUCGAAAUUGAAAAAAUGGUUAAAGACUUCAGUGAUGCUAACAACACCAAUCAAAUCAAACGUCUUAUUCGUAUUCUUGGCCAAGAUCUCAUGUCUUCUACGAACCCGAAUGUAAAGAAUGGAGCACUUAUGGGUCUUUCUUCAGUUGCAGUAGGUUUAGGAAAGGACUGUGUGCUGUACAUUAGUGAGUUGAUUCACCCAAUAAUUGCUUGCUUGGGCGAAAGUGAAGCACGUGUGCGCUAUGCUGCAACAGAAGCAUUGUUUAAUGUCCUAAAGAUUGCAAGAGAAGCUGCGCUAACACAUUUUCCUCUUGUUUUUGAUGCCCUUGCACGUCUUGCUGCAGACCCUGAGCUACAAGUUAGGCAAGGUGCAGAAUUGCUGGAUAGACUUGUCAAGGAUAUAGUGACUGAGAGCCCGAGCCUGGAGCUGUCGUGCGUGGUGCCGCUGGUGCGCGAGCGCAUGUAUACGCGCAGCGCGGCGGCGCGCCAGUUCGCGGUGGCGUGGGUGUCGGCGCUGGACGCGGCGCCGGCGCUGGGCCUGCGCGCGCACCUGCCCGACCUGCUCGACGGCCUCUUCACCGUGCUCGACGACCCCAACCCGGAGAUACGGCGCAUGUGCGACGUGCAGCUGAACGAGUUCCUGCGCGCCAUCAAGAAGGAGCCGGCGGAGGUGGACUUCCGCGCCAUGAUCAACAUCCUCAUCACGCACGCGCAGGCCUCCGAGGAGCUGCUGCAGCUGACGGCCAUCACGUGGCUGAAGGAGUUCUGCGAGCUGAGCGGGCGCGACGUGUUGCCGCACGCGUCCGGCGUGCUGCGCGCCGCGCUGCCCUGCCUCGCCUACACCGACGAGCCGCGCAAGAAGAUACGCGAGACCGCGGCCACGGUUAAUCUGCAGCUUACCAAACUGGUGUCUGACAUGGAACCCGGGGCGGAGCCCGAGGGGCGGGCAGGGGAGGCGGCGGCGGCGCCCGAGGGGCAGGCCGAAGGGCAGGAGGGGACGGAGCGCCUCGAGCUGGACGCCGUGGUGGAGGUGCUGACGCAGCUGCUGCACCACAACUCCGUGCACACUAAAGUGGCCACGCUAGAUUGGAUACUGCAUCUGUACAAUAAGUUGCCUCUUGAGAUGUCGGCGCAGACGGAGCGCGUGUUCGUGAGCGUGGUGGGCUGCCUCACCGACCCCGCCGACGACGCCGUGCGCCGCGCGCUCGCCGUGCUCGCCGAGAUCUGCUCGGGACCGCCGCCCGCCCCCGCCCCCGGCCCCGCCCCCGCCGCCGGCGACACCGCCCCCGCCCCCGCCGCCGCCCUCGGCGACGACGACGAAGUCUGCAGUGAUUUAGAAGCUAAUCCUUACUAUCAAAAGUUCCUAAAGGCGUUGUUGAGGCUGCUGGCCGCCGACGAAAAUCUGCUGGAAGAGAGGGGGGCCUUCAUUAUAAGACAGCUGUGCGUGCUGCUGGGCGCGGAGGCGGUGUACGUGGGCGUGGCGCGCGCGGGGGUGGGGGGCGGGCGGCGCGCGGCGGCGCGGCUGGCGGGCGCGCUGGCCACGCUGCUGCUGACGGCGGCGGAGCUGCAGCCGCUGCGGCGGCGGCUGCGCGCGGCGCCCGGCGGCCUGUUCCGCACGCUGUACCGCGCGUGGGCGCACAGCCCCGUGGCGCUGCUGGCGCUGUGCCUGCUCACGCACAACUACCGUCACUGCGCCGCUCUCGUCGCUACUUUCGGAGACCUGGAGAUAACUGUGGAGUUUCUGACAGAAAUAGAUAAAUUAGUUCAAUUAAUAGAAUCCCCUGUGUUUGCGUACCUGCGGCUGGAGCUGCUGGGCGGCGAGGGCAGCGCGGAGCUGCGCGCGGCGCUUUUCGGCUUGCUCAUGCUGCUGCCGCAGAGCGAGGCCUUCCACGCCCUGCGCCGCCGCCUGCACUGCGCGCCGCCCGCCCCCGCCCACGGCGCGCCGCCCGCCCCCGCGCCCGCCCCCGCCCACGGCGCGCCGCCCGCGCCCGACCCCUUCCCCGAGCUGCUGGAGGAGUUCCGGCGCGUGCAGGCGGCGCACCGCAACGACCUGCUGCUGGAGCGCCGCGUGUCGCGCGCGCGCACC
This is a messenger RNA of Brenthis ino (lesser marbled fritillary), 2172 nucleotides long. The record is from the annotation of a GenBank genome assembly. NCBI's taxonomy places the organism in Eukaryota, Metazoa, Arthropoda, Insecta, Lepidoptera, Nymphalidae.